Molecule: messenger RNA, 804 nt
Organism: Portunus trituberculatus (swimming crab)
Lineage: Eukaryota; Metazoa; Arthropoda; Malacostraca; Decapoda; Portunidae
Exons: 1
Coding region: 73-720 (215 amino acids)
Source: RefSeq, a predicted model, not a curated record
ACAUAGCUUCCCGUCAGUCGGGCCGCUAAGCCACCAGAGACCGGACGUUUCGCUUCCAUCAGCCAGCCAGCAAUGAUACGACAGGAGAGCUUCAAGUCCUUCAUCCCAGACGUGAAGACAGCCAGUGAUGUCUCGGAAUACAUGGAACCAGCGCUAUCUCACCAGUACCUGUUUGAGAGAAAGACUUCACCUUGGGAGAUGGCCUCGUGGGAUGAAGAGGACCUGCACAACUUCGAGGUGGACGUAGAAAAGAUCAGCUCUGUGUAUUACGUCAAAUGCAAUGACGAUGACUUCGGCAGCGACUUCUUCCUCUUGACACGAAUGAAGUAUAUGGACAGACACGCCUUCGUCAUGCUCUCCGCGGGGUGCGACUACACAGGGUUUGACUGCCAGGGCGGAGGAGAUAUCUACGUCACUUUUAACCCCGACACCUUCAUCCGUGUGGCACUCGAGACAGUUGACGACGAAGACUUCUUACUUCAGUCACUAAGAGAGGAUGGCUUCCACUUGGAGCAGCUUCAGGACACCAAGUGGACGAGAAUCGAGGCCUGGAACGAGGGUCACUCCGAGCUGGACUUGCUGCCACACGACGCGAUACAGAACAACGGCGACGCUUUGACCGAAGACGAUGCGGCGUUAGUGUACCCUUCCUUGUACACCACACCAAUGACAACCCUUGAUACCACGCAUUGUGUCACCACCAGUGUGGCUUAUACAUGACGUAAAUUUAUAUAGGUGUGUGUACGUGUGCAUGUUAUUUAUUGUGUGCUUGGAUUAUGGUGUUUAUUAAAAGAAAUAUGUCUA